Galendromus occidentalis (western predatory mite) is the source of this 3153-nucleotide messenger RNA. RefSeq lists its product as uncharacterized. NCBI's taxonomy places the organism in Eukaryota, Metazoa, Arthropoda, Arachnida, Mesostigmata, Phytoseiidae. The transcript has 4 exons. Gene Ontology annotation, molecular function: catalytic activity. The record is from RefSeq and is a predicted model, not a curated record. The coding region runs from base 1 to 3153 and encodes 1050 amino acids.
AUGAUAAAGAUAGUCCAGAUAAACCUCAAUAGGAUCGGGGCCGCGCAUGCCGCCCUGGAGAACCUCGUACAAAAUGAGAAAAUAGACAUUUGUAUCAUCAGUGAAGCGAACAGGAAGAUAUCCGAAGAACUUAGGAAAGGAGAUGAAGGGUGGUUCGCAGACGAAGGAGGCGACACGGCCAUCUGGAUCACCGGGGCGAAAGCACAGCUCAGAAUCAUGAGCUCGAACACAGUGCGCGGACUCACACACAUAGAGCUAGAAGACGGAGUCAACAUAGCGAGCUGUCAUUUCUCCCCAAAUGAAGAUGACGAUGAAUUCACGGACUAUCUCGAGCGCUUACAGGACCUUCUGAGAAAUAAGCAUGCAUCCACAUGGAUAGUAGCGGGGGAUUUUAACGCAGCCUCGCGCACCUGGGGAAGCCGAAGAACAUCGCGCAGAGGAUAUGAGGUCGAAGAACUGGCGGCCACAAACGGACUGUUUAUACUCAACGACGGUGAGACUCCGACGUUCAGAAAAGGGACUCUGGAGUCCUACAUAGACAUCAGCCUGAGAAACAGGCCGGAUCUCAUGGGACACUGGGGCGUUGAUGACAACACGGAGCUGAUAACUCAUAACAAUACAAUAAUAAACAGGUGUCAGAAUCGGGAUUGGAUUUGCGAGCUUCAGAAGAUGCCAAGAGGAGAAAACGGAAACAUCGCUACCACCGGAGUGACAACGCAGGCAGGUAUGGCGGAAAUGCUGAUGCCGAGCCCACCGCCUCCAUUUGACGUAUCGCCAGACGAUCUCUUCGAGGCCUGGAGAAACUUCUGGAUGGACUUUAAGGUAUACGCGAAAAUGAUGAAGAUCGACAAACAAGACGAAGAGAUCAGGGGGAGUCUCCUCCUAAAGGCUCUUGGUCAUCCAGCUCGCCGAUGGCUUGAGACUAAGAAUGUCAACGAGGAUACCGAGAGGUACGAAGACAUUGUGGAAAAAAUCGAAAAACACUGCGAAAAAUCGGUAUCGGAAGCCUUGCGGGACUUCAGGUUCUGGUGCAGAGAGAAAGAUCAACAAGCCGGUGAGUCUUUCGAGGCAUUCUUCGAGAGAACACGUCGGGCAGCGCUUCAGAAGAGACUCUUGGCAGAAUCGGAAAAGAGGCGUUCACUCGAAGAUGUUUUAACGCUCUGUCGAGGCUUCGAGGCUGGAGAGAAAAAUGCGGAGAUAGUCGCUCUGCAGUCCCAGGACUCCAAAAUAGUGGCAGCCAUAGAGAACAAUGGAAACUUCAGCGAGGAGAAGAAGGACUCAACAUUGCAGGCUUCGGCGAAGUGUGUCAACCGUGCGGCAGGAGCCACAUCGGAAGACCGUGCUUCGCGAAAAAUGCUCAAUGCCUGGCGUGUGGAGGGCGAAACCAUUUCGCACGAGUGUGUCGGGCUAAGGGAAGGAAACACGAAAAUCACUCUGAAGAGCAAGCAACCAGCAGAAGAGGACAAAUGGGAAGACCGGGCGGAGGAUGAAGACGAGGAGGACGACUUUCGGAUCGGUCGAAUCCAGAAAGACAAGAAUGACAAAAAAUCCUCACGCUGGGAUGAGAAGCUCAACCUAGCCGGACGAGAAGUACAGUUCAAAUUGGAUACGGGUGCUGAGGUAUCGGUACUUCCGAAGUGCCUCAUGAAGGAAAUCAUGGCAAUCGUCGAAGGAGUACGCCUAGAAAAAUCAUCAAUUCGACUUGUUUCUUACUUCGGUGACAAGCAGAGAAGCUCAGCCAUGGUUAGACUACCAUUGUCCUACAGGAACAAGCGAAUUAAAGAAGAAUUCUGUGUCAUAGAAGCGAAUGUCAUGCCCACGGUAAUUGGAGACACUGCGCAGACACCGGGUCUCCCAAAACGAAUCGGAAUGCCAAAAAAGGAAAAAGAAUCGGACGAAGAACUGAGCAGAUGGGAACAAAAGUACCACCCAGCAUUCAACGGCGUUGGGGCGGUGGAGAACUUCAGAUGCUCGAUAGGAAUUGCAAGCGACUGCAGACCCACAAUCAAUGCCUGCAGGCCCGUGCCCAAGGCGUAUGAGAGAGCAGUCGAAGCGGAAUUACAAAGGAUGCUCGAGAAAAACGUCAUUGUACCGCUGAGGGAGCCUACGGAAUUUUUGAGGAACAUAGUAACAGUCCUCAAACCCAAUGGUAAACUAAGUAUAUGCCUCGACCCAACCCAGCUGAACCGAUUCAUCAAACGAAGUCCACAUCCAAUGAAGAGAUUGGACAACGUGCUAGGGAAACUCUCUGGAGCGAAAUACUUCAGCACUCUCGAUGCCGACGAGGGCUUUUGGCAGGUCGAGAUGGAUAGACAGAGCUCACUCCUAUGCUCCUUCAUAUGUCAAUUCGGAAAGUUCCGCUCCACAAAGAUGCGAUAUGGAAUCAAAUGCGCCUCCGAUGUAUGCCAGCAACUGACCGAUGAAUUGAUCGGGGAUCUCGAAGGAGCGACAUGCGUCGUGGACGACUUGCUGAUCUGGGGAUCGACGGAAGAGGAGCAUGAUCGAAGGCUCGAAGAGGUGCUCAAGAGGUAUGUGAAAGUGGGCCUGGUGCUCAAUAGAGCCAAAUGCAAAAUCAAAAGACCAGCGGUGCGGUACCUCGGACAUAUCUUAACAAGAGAUGGAGUCCGGUUGCAUGAAGAACGAUUGGAAGAUAUAUCAGCAUUCAAGGCACCAAAGGAUGUAAAGGGAGUGCAAAGCUUCUUGGGAAUGCUGAACUACGUGGCACAGUUUAUCUACAGCUUCUCAGAAAAGACGGCCCCGUUGCGCAAACUAAUCAACAAAGACACGGUGUUCGUCUGGAGCGCAGAGCAACAACGAGCGUUUGAGAAUCUGAAGCAAGAUCUCACCAAAGACAACGUUUCUAAGAACUACGACCCAAAAAUCCCUCGCGUUCUAUCGGUAGUCGCCUCCCAGAAUGUGCUAGGCGCCGUUCUGCUACAAUCUGGACUACCGAUCGCCUAUGCCAGCCGCUCACUUACCGAGAGCCAUAAACGAUAUGCUCAAAUAGAGAAGGAAUUGUUAGCAAUCGUGUUUGGUUGCACAAAAUUCCAUUAUUACACUCUGGGUCAACCGAACCUCAGGGUCGAAAGUGAUCAUAAGCCCCUCGAGGCCAUAAUGAAGAAGUCGCUCGAUAAAGUACCAGCAAGGCUAUAA